Malassezia globosa CBS 7966 is the source of this 291-nucleotide messenger RNA. RefSeq lists its product as uncharacterized. The record is from RefSeq and is a predicted model, not a curated record. Gene Ontology annotation, biological process: barbed-end actin filament capping; cell morphogenesis. The transcript has a single exon. Gene Ontology annotation, molecular function: actin filament binding. Gene Ontology annotation, cellular component: F-actin capping protein complex. Lineage: Eukaryota; Fungi; Basidiomycota; Malasseziomycetes; Malasseziales; Malasseziaceae. The coding region runs from base 1 to 291 and encodes 96 amino acids.
AUGCUGACGCUGAAGCGACAAGAACCAACAACUCUGGGACUCGUCGACAUGAGUGGACACCUCACACGCGAGGGCGAAGAUACACAGAGUGUGACGGACGCAAACAGUCACAUUAUGAAUAUCGGACGCCUGAUUGAGGAAAUGGAGAACAAAAUCCGAAACCAGCUGCAAGAGAUCUACUUUGGUAAAACACGCGACAUAAUGGAUCAGCUUCGGAGUAUUGAAGACCUCGAGGCAAUGCGCCUCGCACGGCAGGUGCAGGAAGAACUCCGUGGAGGCUGGGAGCGUUAG